Linum tenue is the source of this 1473-nucleotide messenger RNA. Lineage: Eukaryota; Viridiplantae; Streptophyta; Magnoliopsida; Malpighiales; Linaceae. The record is from the annotation of a GenBank genome assembly.
CGAGGAUUCUCUAUCGUCACACUCACAGGGAGGGAGAGCUAGAUUUUUUUAUUUUAUCCGAGUGGAGGGAGCAGCAAUGGCGACAACGAAGCUCGACCACAAAUAAGAACGGGGAACGCCACGUACGCAAUCCGAAGCGAAGCGGAGAUAUGGGAAAUCCGACGUGGCCCAAUAAUGUAUCCCCUGGAAGCUUUCUCAAGCCAAUGCGAAUCCAUCUCCAGAUUCUUCUGCCUUGUCCAUCCCAUCUUCUACCCAUUCUCAUUCAUAAACUCUCACGACCCCUUUGUAUCAGCCACUCAAAGUCCAUUCAUUCUCUCUGUUCCCUUUCUCAUUUCUUUCAAUCCUUCGUUUCGACCGGGAACAAUGGCGGCAAACUCAGCGAUGAGCAGCGGCGGCCUCGCCAUCGCCUUCCCGUCUCUCCUCUCUUCCUCCAGGUCCAAAUUCGCCUCCUCCGUCCCCCUCCCGGCCAUCGCCUCUUCCGGCCGGGUCGUCAUGUCCGCCGAAUGGAUGCCCGGCCAGCCCCGGCCCGCCCACCUCGACGGCUCUGCCCCCGGUGACUUCGGGUUCGACCCGCUAGGUCUGGGUACGGUCCCGGAGAACCUGGAGCGGUUCAAGGAGUCGGAGCUGAUCCACUGCCGAUGGGCCAUGCUCGCCGUCCCGGGGAUUCUGGUCCCGGAGGCGUUGGGCCUGGGGAACUGGGUGCAGGCCCAGUCGUGGGCGGCGGUGCCGGGCGGUCAGGCCAGCUACUUGGGCCAGCCGGUUCCGUGGGGAACCCUGCCGACCAUACUGGUGAUCGAGUUCCUGUCAAUCGCGUUCGUGGAGCACCAGCGGAGCAUGGAGAAGGACCCGGAGAAGAAGAAGUACCCCGGCGGCGCGUUCGACCCGCUCGGCUUCUCCAAGGACCCGAAGAAGUUCGAGGAGUACAAGCUCAAGGAGAUCAAGAACGGCCGGCUGGCGUUGCUGGCGUUCGUCGGGUUCUGCGUGCAGCAGUCGGCGUACCCGGGGACCGGCCCGCUGGAGAACUUGGCGACUCACUUGGCGGAUCCGUGGCACAAGAACAUCGGCGAUGUUCUUAUCCCCUUCAAUUGAAUUGAAUCGAAUCGAAGUGAACCAACGUCCUCCAUCGGAAUUUAGCUAGUGGUUUUUGUCCGCCGUCGUCGGAUAUGUAUAAUUCCCGUCCAUAUCAAUCAACACCGCAUUCCCACCCUGUAAAAUUCACACCUGUUAACAACUUUGUCCGGAGAUUUCAAUAGAGUGAAUGAAUCUCUCUGCCCUUUGGAUAUACAGUACAUGGUGUGUUUUGGGUCAAGGAUCUGCUACUGCAUUUCCUGUAAACAUAAACAUGAACAUGAACUGAUAAACAUAAAGCUUCAUAAUUUCUGAGAAAGCAAAACAAAACAAGACCUUCAAUCUUCUGAGAGGCGCAUGUUCCAAUUCAUCUGUAUAAAAACUUAAUUGACAUCCCCAUACAGA